UGGCAAUUUUGUAUGUCGAAUUCGGAAGAAAAUUAAUAUUAAAAAAUACAAACAGUAAUUAUACGCAAAUCGCAAGACUCUUAUAAAAUGACAAACGCUGCUGCCGAUGCUGUUACCCAAGACGUUGAAAUGGAGGUUGACGCAACACCCGAAACACUAGCUGACGAAAAGAAAAAUCAAGAUCUCGCUGCUGUGCAGGAAAUACGCGAACAAAUCCGUCAGAUAGAAAAGUCCGUGGCUUCUAAGGAAUCGCGUUUUAUUCUUCGUGUGCUCCGCAAUUUGCCUAACACACGACGUAAACUAAACGCCGUCGUCUUCCGGAACCUGGCACAGAGUAUCUAUCCGGUUGGCGCCGAUCGUGAGUCAGCGUUGUCUCUGACUCCAGCACUGGAAAAAGAUGCCACGGAAUUGCCCGAUGUGGCCAAAAAGCAGGUGGCCACAAAAGCACCCAUUGCCGAGGUGGAUGCGUAUUUCUAUCUGCUGUUGCUGGUCAAAUUGAUAGAUGCAAGCGAUUUGAAACGCGCUGGCGUUUGCUCGGAGGCUCUCAUGUCCAAAAUCUCGAUACAAAAUCGUCGGACAUUGGAUCUGAUUGGCGCCAAGUCAUAUUUUUAUCAUUCACGCGUCGCGGAGCUUAACAAUGCUCUGGAGGGCAUACGCGCCUUUUUGCAUGCCCGCCUGCGAACCGCAACGCUGCGCAAUGAUUUCGAGGGACAGGCGGUGCUUCUGAAUUGUCUGCUGCGUAACUAUUUGCAUUAUGCGCUGUAUGACCAGGCCGAUAAGCUGGUCAAGAAGUCUGUAUACCCGGAGUCGGCCAGCAACAAUGAAUGGGCGCGUUUCCUUUAUUACUUGGGUCGCAUCAAGGCCGCCAAGUUGGAGUACAGCGAUGCACACAAGCAUCUGGUGCAGGCUCUGCGUAAAUCUCCGCAGCAUGCCGCGAUUGGAUUCCGUCAGACCGUUCAGAAGUUGAUUAUAGUUGUGGAGCUGUUGCUGGGCAACAUACCGGAACGUGUGGUAUUCCGCCAGGCGGGCUUGCGCCAAUCUCUGGGUCCGUAUUUCCAGCUCACACAGGCUGUGCGGCUGGGUAAUCUGAAGCGUUUCGGUGAUGUUGUGUCACAGUUUGGACCCAAAUUCCAGAUGGAUCACACAUUUACGUUAAUCAUACGACUGCGCCACAAUGUCAUCAAGACGGCCAUUCGCUCCAUUGGACUGUCCUAUUCGCGCAUCUCACCCAAGGAUAUAGCCAAGCGUUUGAUGCUUGACUCGGCCGAGGAUGCUGAAUUUAUUGUGUCCAAGGCCAUACGUGAUGGUGUCAUUGAAGCCACCUUGGAUCCCGCCCAGAAUUAUAUGCGCAGCAAGGAGAGCACCGAUAUCUAUAGCACACGCGAACCUCAAUUGGCUUUCCAUGAGCGCAUCUCCUUUUGCUUGAACCUACACAAUCAGAGCGUUAAGGCCAUGCGUUAUCCGCCCAAAUCAUACGGCAAGGACUUGGAGAGCGCCGAGGAACGACGCGAACGCGAACAGCAGGAUUUGGAGUUGGCCAAGGAGAUGGCCGAAGAUGAUGAAGAUGGUUUCUAAGCGCAUGCUAUGCACUCAAACAUAUACUAAUAUUUCAUAGAUGUGUGUACCAAUAAACAUAAUAAAAUUAAUUUUCAAAAUUUUUAAA
Molecule: messenger RNA, 1663 nt
Organism: Drosophila novamexicana
Lineage: Eukaryota; Metazoa; Arthropoda; Insecta; Diptera; Drosophilidae
Gene: Rpn3
Product: probable 26S proteasome non-ATPase regulatory subunit 3
Exons: 2
Coding region: 88-1575 (495 amino acids)
Biological process (GO): regulation of protein catabolic process; ubiquitin-dependent protein catabolic process
Cellular component (GO): proteasome complex; proteasome regulatory particle, lid subcomplex
Molecular function (GO): enzyme regulator activity
Source: RefSeq, a predicted model, not a curated record